This is a messenger RNA of Anolis carolinensis (green anole), 2648 nucleotides long. RefSeq names its product zinc finger protein 239-like. The record is from RefSeq and is a predicted model, not a curated record. Gene Ontology annotation, biological process: regulation of transcription by RNA polymerase II. The transcript has 2 exons. Gene Ontology annotation, molecular function: DNA-binding transcription factor activity, RNA polymerase II-specific. Lineage: Eukaryota; Metazoa; Chordata; Lepidosauria; Squamata; Anolidae. Bases 597 to 1574 code for a protein of 325 amino acids. Gene Ontology annotation, cellular component: nucleus.
UGCAGCCUCAGCCCUGUUCUUUGGAGGCUCAGCCCCAGUCCUUUCUAAGGGCGCCUCCUCGUGGCCGCCAUGUUCAGUCCGGGCGGAAGUAGAGCGAGAGGGAGGCUUCUGCUUCCCAGAGAGGCCGGAGGAAGUGCUCAGGAGGGGAGGAUAUGGUGACGCCCUUCCCUCUGAGCUCACUUCCGGAGGAGUGGGGCCUUGUCUUGGGCGUCCUCUAUUCCAGGCCUGGGCCUCGCGUGGGCCUCCUCUCCCGCCCUGCCUGCCUUCAUCCGGGUGUUUGGGCCUGGCCUCCCUCAGGGACUCCGGUAACUUCUGAACAAGUUCUGUGAAGAACACUGCGUGAGAGCUUUGCCCGAGGAGUGCCCUAACUCUAAAGUGACUUCAAGAUACACAGCAAUGACAACAAGAAAAAAAGUAGUAGAAAAAUAUAUUUCAAGCUACAAACCUAUGCAGUUGGGAGAAGGAAAUAAGAUUGUGCUGAAAAAAGAGAGGCUUGGGAAAGCGAGCAGAAGGCUACAGCAAUACAAAGACUGUGCUAUUCAGGAGGUUAUAUCUGUGAACCCCUGGCGUAAUAUUUGAAUUAUAAAUAUAAAAGAAUGGCAAAUCCUGUACCUCCCUAUCCUAGAUCACACACAGGGGAGAAGUCACAUCAGUGUAUGGAAUUGAGGAGAGAAUUUGAUAGGAAACGCUUUCUUAAUGUACAUGAACGGACCCACACAGGAGAGAAGCCCUAUAAAUGCAUAGAAUGUGGAGAAAGCUUCAGCUGCAGUGGCAGUCUACGUUCCCAUCAAAGCACCCACACAGGGGAGAAACCAUAUAAAUGUAUGGAAUGUGGAAAAAGCUUCAGACUCAGUGGCAAUCUACAUUCCCAUCAAAGGACCCACACAGGGGAGAAGCCACAUAAAUGCAUGGAAUGUGGACAAAGCUUCAGUCACAGCGGCAAUCUACGUUCCCAUCAAAGGAAGCACACAGGGGAGAAGCCAUACAAAUGCAUGGCAUGUGGAGAAAGCUUCAGUCGGAAUGGAAGUCUGCAGUCCCAUGAAAGGACCCACACAGGGGGAAAGCCAUAUAAAUGCAUAGAAUGUGGAAAAUUCUUCAAUCAGAGUGGUAAUCUACGUUCCCAUCAAAGGACCCACACAGGGGAGAAGCCACAUAAAUGCAUGAAUUGUGGAAAGAGCUUCAGUCGCAGUGACAGUCUACGUUACCAUCAAAGGACCCACACAGGUGAAAAGCCAUAUACAUGUGUGGAAUGUGGAAAGAGCUUCAGUCAGAGUGGAAAUCUGAAGGCCCAUCAAAGGAGCCACACAGGGGAGAAGCCACAUAAAUGCAUAGAAUGUGGAAAGAGCUUCAGUCACAGUAACGCUCUACGUUCCCAUCAAAAGACCCACACAGGGGAGAAGUCACAUAAAUGCAUGGAAUGUGGAAAGAGCUUCAGUGAGAGAAGCAAUCUGUGUACCCAUCAAAGGACCCAUACAGGGGAGAAGCCCUAUAAAUGCGUGGAAUGUGGAAAGAGCUUCAGGUAUAGUAAAAAUCUGCGUAACCAUCAAAAGACCCACACAGGGGAGAAGCCAUAGAAAUGCAUAGAAUAUGGAGAAAGUUUCAGUCAGAGUAACAAUCUGCAUUCCUAUCAAAGGACCCAAAUAGGGAAGAAGCCAUAGAAAUUCAUGGAAUGGGGAAAGAGCUUCAGUCACAGUGGAAAUUCGCAUUCCCAUCAGAGGACCCACACGGGGGAAGCCACAUAAAUACACGGAAUAUGGAAAGAGCUUUAGAGAGUUCAGCAUACAUUAGACAUCACAGAACUCAUGCGCCGCUCGAGGGUACGUGCCUUUGAAUUUCCAAGCUUUCUCCAAAAAAAAAUUGGGUGGAAAGAGGAAGGCCAGCACCUUGCUCUCUCUCUCCACCAUGAUUCGCAGUUUGUGGCCUUGGUCGAAGGCUACUGGGAGCAGAUGUCACUCAGAGGGGCGCUUUUCACCUUACCCAGUUCGUUCUAUCCUCUUUUCUUGGGUGCCAAAUCCAUGUUUUUCUGAUGUUUAUUAUUUUUAUAUUUUAAAAUGUUCAUUUUAAUUCUUGUGUUUUGUAUUUUCUGAUGUUAUUUUAUUUUGGUUUGUUUGUUUUAUCCGGGCUUGGCCCCAUGUAAGCCGCCCCGAGUCCCCUCGGGGAGAUGGAGUCAGGGUAUAAAAAUAAAGUAUUAUUAUUAUUAUUAUUAUUAUUAUUAUUAUUAUUAUUAUUAUUUUCUCAUCUCUGGAUAAAAGGGUUCUGAAAAAAGAAUAGCUCUUUGAUAACAGAUAGCGUCAUAUCUUCAUACUCCUGUCUCUACUGCAUUCAACGGCAUUGUAUGUUUGCCCUGUAUGUGUAUUGUGUGUACUGUGAUCCGUCCUGAGUCCCUUUGGGGAGAUAGGGCGGAAUAUAAAGUGUUAUUAUUAUUACUGCCCCUUGGUUAACAUUUUGGACUCUACCCCUGCACCCGUAACCCUCUUCUGGAUUUUGUUGUAUCCUGAAUCGUUGCCUUUAAGUUCUGGACUGAUGUGCUGGUUUCGUUUAUGGACUUGGACUUUGUUUGUAUCCCUGACUUUCUGGCUUGACUUUGGGACUCUACAUUCGGUUUGUACUUUUGAUUUUUUGGUUGUUAUAAUAAAUAAUAAUAAUAA